Aspergillus glaucus CBS 516.65 is the source of this 1278-nucleotide messenger RNA. RefSeq lists its product as uncharacterized. Lineage: Eukaryota; Fungi; Ascomycota; Eurotiomycetes; Eurotiales; Aspergillaceae. The record is from RefSeq and is a predicted model, not a curated record. The transcript is spliced from 3 exons. The coding region runs from base 1 to 1278 and encodes 425 amino acids.
AUGGUCAUAAAAGUGGCGGCUGCCGUUACCCCUGCCACUCCCUCAUCCACGGUCAUAGUCCGGCGUUAUAACCUCGCAACGACGACCAUCACCACGCAAAAUAUCACGGCUAGAUCAUUCAGCAGUCCCCGGUGGAUCAAGGCGCUGUGGAAUGGACGACAGACUCCCGUGCGGUGGUAUCGCGCCUGGCCUUCCUACGGCGUCAUCACCCCCGGUUCCGAGAACCAUACCCAGAUCGACUCUAGCACAAACACGACUUCCUCUGCCAGUCAGAAUAAUACCCACCACAGAUUACCGUUCUGCUUCGAGACGGGCUAUGCGCUUUGCGCCAAACGGCCUCCGCGCCCGUUCCCCCCACCGUUCUUGUCCCCGCCGUCGUCCUCGUUUUCCGAGCCCCUAACCACUCAUAACCAAAGUCAGGAUAAGAGAUUAUCCGUCAGGGGGGAACACAUCCGGGGGUUGAAUAAUGGCGAUGAUGCCGUGUUGGUUGGUGAGAAUUUUCUCGGGGUGAAUGAUGGGGUAGGGGCUUGGGCGACUAGGUCGCGAGGUCAUGCUGCGCUUUGGUCGCGACUUUUAUUACACUUCUGGGCCCUCGAAGUUGAGCGAAACCUCGACGACACAACCGCCCCCGACCCGGUCGAAUAUCUACAACGUGCCUACGAAGAAACCGUCGAAGCAACAACGUCCCCGAGCGAGUGGUACGGGACAACAACGUCAGUAACUGCGCUUUUACACUCGACCCACGACGACGCAGGCGAGCACAAACCGAUCCUCUACGUGACGAAUCUAGGGGAUUGCCAGGUCCUCGUUAUCCGUCCGAGCGAGGAGAAGGUCCUCUUCCGGACACAGGAACAAUGGCAUUGGUUCGAUUGUCCCAUGCAGCUGGGGACUAAUAGCAUAGAUACCCCGCGGAAAGACGCAGCACUGGCACAGGUCGAGUUGGAGGAGAAUGAUAUCGUUUUGGCCCUGUCUGACGGCGUCCUUGAUAAUCUCUGGGAACAUGAGAUCUUGACCAUCACCGUGGAAAGCGUCAAGAAGUGGGAACAGGGACGGGAUGAAGACGAGGACUCCGAAUGGGCGCCUCCGGCUGCUUUGGCCGAUGAGCGGAUGGUGUUCGUGGCGCGGGAACUGCUGAGAGCAGCUCUGGCCAUUGCGCAGGAUCCUUUUGCUGAGAGUCCGUAUAUGGAAAAGGCAGUUUACCAAGGAUUAGCUAUUGAGGGGGGGAAAAUGGACGAUAUCAGUGUCGUGGUUGGCUCUUGCAAGAGAAGAGAGAGCUGA